UCAUAGAUACCGCGUUAAUACAAAUAAACCUCCGUAUUUUUCAUUCUUCCUUCCUUUCUUUUGAAGUUCGUGGAAUAUGCUAGUGGUCGAUCCAAUUGUUGAAUCCCAGUAGUGGAACCAUCCACAAGAUCUUCAGCAAAAUCAUACCAACUUUUUUAAUUUCAAGAACAGUUCCUUUUGACAAAAUCUGUUGCUUAUACUUCAAAAUUAGUUCUCGCCGUCAAAAACCCACUUCUCCAAUCGAUCCAAUACCAUAACCAUCUAAACAAAAAAUUCAGGGUUCUCACAGUUCAUCGGCAAGAUUCUACGCCGUUGCAUCUCUUCAUCGUUUCAAUGAGCGAAGGGGAAGAGAUUUCAGUGAAAAUCCACAGAAUCCGACUCCCGUUUUGAGCCCAAGUCCACUUCAAACUUCAAGUAUUUGCUCAGUUCAGUAGCGCGUCAUCAGUUUUCUUCAUUUAAUCUUCGAUUUGUGUGUAAAGCGCUGUCGACGGAUUAGGAGUGUUUCUAUUCAGAAUGAAGUUACCUGUCAUCCAGUGAAUUUAGACGACGGAUCAGGGCCAGCGCACAACGCUAUUGAGGUUAACAUACAUGCAGCUGAAGGAAAUGUGAUUUUGGAGCCAUAUGUGGGUAUGGAGUUUGAUUCCGAAGAUGCUGCCAGAAAAUUUUAUGCUGAAUAUGCCAGACAAAUGGGGUUUGUUGUACGAAUCAUGCAGCGACGUCGUUCUGGAAUUGAUGGAAGAACGCUAGCUCGGAGGCUUGGAUGUAACAAACAAGGUUUCUCUCCCAAUCAUAGAGGGAUUUAUGGAUUGGAUAAGAAAUCACGGCCUAGUGCACGUGAGGGCUGCAAGGCAACGAUUUUGGUAAAAAUGGAGAAGUCUGGAAAAUGGGUCGUUACUCGAUUUGUGAAGGAUCACAAUCAUCCCUUAGUUGUUUGCUCCAAUGGUUUCAACAGCUCGGGCGAUAAAGAUAAGAAGAUCGAGGAACUUAAAACGGAGUUGGAGCAUCAGGAGCAACUAUGCAUAGCUUAUAGGGAAAAGCUUUUCAAUUUUAUCUCCAAGGUGGAAGAACAAACAGAAGAACUGUCUUCAAAAAUACAAGUGAUCAUCAGCAAUCUCAGGCAAGUUGAAUCUGGAAUACAAAAACAUUAUCCAUGUCGUCGUCCACAAUAGUAAAUAGAGUUUAAAAUUUGAGUCUCAAUAAUCUUCUAUUUAGGAAUGUAUAGUAGCCAUUGAUGUGUUGAACUGAAGAUCAGAGUCUUGGACUCUAUUAUACUUGUUAGUUGCAAUCAAAGCGUUAUGAUUUAUGAGUUUCAUAGCGUUUUUCGGUUA
Molecule: messenger RNA, 1328 nt
Organism: Cucurbita moschata (crookneck pumpkin)
Lineage: Eukaryota; Viridiplantae; Streptophyta; Magnoliopsida; Cucurbitales; Cucurbitaceae
Product: protein FAR1-RELATED SEQUENCE 5-like
Exons: 4
Coding region: 630-1169 (179 amino acids)
Source: RefSeq, a predicted model, not a curated record